Molecule: messenger RNA, 1198 nt
Organism: Clarias gariepinus (North African catfish)
Lineage: Eukaryota; Metazoa; Chordata; Actinopteri; Siluriformes; Clariidae
Product: sulfotransferase 6B1-like
Exons: 7
Coding region: 224-1123 (299 amino acids)
Biological process (GO): sulfation
Cellular component (GO): cytoplasm
Molecular function (GO): sulfotransferase activity
Source: RefSeq, a predicted model, not a curated record
UUUUAGCGGGCAAAGCAAAAGCAAUCUGACUGCCAAGGUUAAAAUAUACAUCUGGCUGAAAAAGUACAUGCAACCAAUCCCAGAGCACGAGGCGGGAACAAAGUGUGUAAGAGCUGUAAACACCUCCACCCACAUGCUAUCAUUCUUCUUCUCACCGACACUCCCUUCCACAACACUCUACAGCCAGCAGUAGACGAGACCUUGUGCCUGAAGCAGCAAGAAGAUGUCUGCUCCAAAUUUUGCAGCAAAAAGAAUGACCAACAUGGAGCGGGGCAUGAACAUGAAGGAUGAGGGGAAGCUUUUCAAGAGAGAUGGGAUCCUCUACCCCACCAUCAUAAGCCCACCUGAGAACCUGGAUGCCUUGAAGGACCUGCAGGCCCGGGAGGAUGAUGUGAUGCUGGUGGCAUACCCCAAAUGUGGCUGUAACUGGAUGGUGGGAGUGAUGAGGAAAAUUCUGACUGCAUGUGGAUACACCUUUCCUGACAGACCCCACAUUUUUGAGUUCCACUCUCCAGACAUACAGAAGCUUGCAGCCCGGAUGCCGCCACGGCGCUUUUUUGCAACUCACUUGCACCCUGAUAUCAUCCCUGUUUCAUUUAAGACCAAUAAAACAAAGAUGUUGGUGAUGUUUCGGAACCCUAAAGAUACUGUCGUCUCUUAUUUCCAUUUCAUGAACAACAAUCCGGUGCUGCCUAAAGCCGAGUCCUGGGACAAAUUCUUUUCUGAUUUCAUGUCAGGUGAAGUUGCCUGGGGAUCAUAUUUUGACCAUGCCCUAGCCUGGGAAAAACACAUGGACGACCCUAAUGUGUUGGUUGUGACCUAUGAGGAGCUAAAGGAGAACCUGCCUGAGGGUGUAAAGAAAGUGGCAGACUUCUUCAGCUUCCCUCUGACUAAUGAACAGGUCGAGGCGAUUGCCGGAGAGAGCACAUUCAGUGCCAUGCGUACGAGCUCUGAAAAUUCUCAUGGAAAGUUUGGCAAAGUUUUUUUCCGAAAAGGUGAAGUUGGAGACUGGAAGAAGCACUUCAGCGAGGCUCAGAGUAAGCAGAUGGAUGAAGAGUUCAAGAAGAAACUAUCAGGAACCAGACUGGGAGCCAAGCUUAAAUACGAACAGUACUGUCAGUAGUCUGAGGACUUGUUUUUUUAACUGUGAUUUUAACACUCUUGUUCAGAUGAUUAGUAAAUAAAGUGAUUGCUUAUA